This is a messenger RNA of Nilaparvata lugens (brown planthopper), 1259 nucleotides long. It is a transcript of the gene Sgt1, whose product is annotated as protein SGT1 homolog. The coding region runs from base 327 to 938 and encodes 203 amino acids. The transcript has 7 exons. The record is from RefSeq and is a predicted model, not a curated record. Lineage: Eukaryota; Metazoa; Arthropoda; Insecta; Hemiptera; Delphacidae. Gene Ontology annotation, molecular function: protein-folding chaperone binding. Gene Ontology annotation, biological process: protein stabilization.
AUAAUAAAUAAUAUUGAGGAAUUAUGAAUUUUAUUUCGAAUGAUGAAUUUGUUAACUAAGGUAAAAUGUUGUGUAAUGUAUAUUAUUCAUAUCAUAUCAGUCAAAAUGAGCAGGAACGCUACGACUGACAUCUACCAAUUUACUUUUACACAACUCUCCUGUCUACUCUAUUAAUUUUUCAACUAAGCUCAAGCUGAUUUUGUAUUUUUGUGAUUUUCUUUGUGAAUGGUGAGGAAGAGUCUUGCUUGUUGUUGAAGAGUCUUGCUUCCUAUUUAUUGUGAUUUUAAACACCAAUCGCUCCAGCUUUUGAUGAUCUUCAAUUCAAAAUGGCUGAGACCGAUGCUAAAUCAGUGAAUGAUGCAGCUGGAGCCAAAGAAUCUGGGGAUAAUUCCCAGUUAGCAGCAAAGGUGAAGUAUGAUUGGUACCAGACUGAUACACAUGUGGUGAUCACAAUUCUGGCGAAGAACGUAAAGCCAGAAAAUAUAUCAACACAAUUCGAAGAAAAUAAACUCGAUGUGAAAGCUAAGCUGCCUGACGAUUCACUGUACAAUCUCCAUUUGGACCUAUCCAAUCCAAUCGUUCCACCCCAGAGUAAUUUCAAAGUUCUCACAUCGAAGAUAGAAAUAAAGCUGAAGAAACUCGACGGAAUAAGAUGGCUCACUCUUCAAGGCGAACCAAAAUUAACCAUAAGCAAAGGUCGCGACUGGGACAAAGUGGUUGGAGAGAUUGAAGAUGAGAAAGCUGAAGGCGAUGCGGCUGUCAAUUCUCUCUUCCAGAAGAUCUAUUCUGAAGGCAGCGAUGAAGUGAAAAAAGCAAUGAACAAAUCAUUUCUGGAGUCCGGUGGUACUGUCCUGAGCACAAACUGGACAGAGGUGGCCAAAGACAAAGUCGAUAUCAAGCCACCUGAUGGCAUGGAAUGGAAAACCUGGGAAAACUAAUUCAUUUACCACUUUACCACAUUCAUUUACCACUAACUCAAACUCGGUUAUAUCUGCAUGUUUAUCAUUACUAUAAAAUAUUUUUCGUUGAGAUGAUGAAUAAACAUUUUCAUGUCAUUCUUAUUAUGUUUUUUAUUCAAUAAAUAUGUUGCUACUUGCACAACAUUACUAUUUACUAUUUUUCGUUUAGAUGAUUAUAGAUGAUUUCGUUUUUCACUUGAAAAUAAACUUGAAUAACUGUAAUUUUUUAUCGAAUGAUUGAAUAAUUUGUCAACAACGUUUUCUUUUUUAUAAAAUUUUAUUAAAAUCUUUAUAAAGUUA